AUGGAAAGGGGAAACUUUAAAAAUCAGUUUUUGUUUUUCCAACAAAAUUAUACUCAAACGAUGAAAACAAAAUGGAUAAUGGAAGGAACUGAUAGGAAAUUUUUGGAAGUAAACCUAAAUUCAACAUUAUUUAGUGAAGCUAAGAUUUAUGAGAUAGGAGAAUAUGAAAAUAAUUAGAGAAACGGAGUUUGGAAGUACAAUUAUUGUGAUUAAGACAUGUAUCAUUUAAAUCAUUAAAUUAAUAGUGAUUUUGGAGAAUAUAAUGAACAAGGUUAGAGAAUAGGUAAAUGGACUGAAUUAAGUGAUGGAUUUUGGGAUUAAUUACAAAUUACAUAUAAAGGAGAAUAUAGAAAUGAUAAAAAAGUGGGCAAUUGGGAUAUAUAUUAUAAUAAGACUUUUCAUGGUCAUGAUGUAAUGAUGAUGUUAAAAUUAUAAAAUUUUUGUGGUGGUGGACUAUAUGAUGAUCAGUAUCAAGAAGGUGGAGACUUAAAGAUAUGGAUGUGGAUUGAAUUAAAUGAUUGGUUUUGGUAUUUAAGUUUAGUUAUUUAUCAUGGUUAAUAUAAAAAUGGUAAAAAAGUUGGUAGAUGGGAUAUUAUAUGGAAAAAGUAUUAUGAAGAUUAUACAAAUGAAUUAAUGUAUCGAUAUAAUUAAUAGAUUUAGUGAAGGUGAUAAUAUAGAGAUGAGAAUUAAGAAGAAGCAAAAAGUGUAAGAAUUGGAGAGUGGAUUGAAUUGACAGAUAGUUUUUGGAGAGAUUCGUAAGUAAUUUAUAAAGUCAAUAUAAAAAUGGCAAAAAAUUUGAUAGAUGGAAUAUUGUAUGGAGGAAAGAGGAUAGUGAUUAAUUAUUUUAGUUUGAAGUAAUGUAGAUAAUUUUUAAAUUCAAUUAUAGUGGUGGUGAAUCUUAUGAUGAUUAAAUGGUAGGAAUGGACAGUGUUAAAAUUGGAAAAAGGAUUGAAUUAAGUGAUUUGUUUACGGAUAUUUCUUAAGUAAUAUAUAACGGCAAAUUUUAAAACGGAAAUAAAAAUGGAUUAUGGAAUAUUAAUUAGGUUUAUAAUGGAAAAACCUAAAAGAUGUAAAAAAAAAAUUUUAUAUUAAGUGGUGAUGGAUUAUAUCAUUAUGGCAAAGAAGGAAGUCUGGUUUAAAGAUUAGAAAAUUGGGUUGAAUUGAAUAAUGAUUAUAGGGAGUGUUCAUAUGUAACCUAUGUAGGCCAAUAUCAAAAUGGAAAGAAAACUGGAAUUUGGGAUACUUAUUGGAAAUAUUAUAGUAGAAUGAAUAAGAGAAAAAAUCGAUAUAUGGGAUAUGAUAAAUAUGAGGGGAAAGAGGAUUAAAAAAUUUUUUUAAUAAAAAUAUGUAAUAUAGGCUAGAUUACUAUGAUGAAAAACUUUGAGAGAGGAAUGAACAUUAAUAUUGAAUUUUGA
Messenger RNA from Paramecium sonneborni, 1415 nucleotides. The record is from the annotation of a GenBank genome assembly. Lineage: Eukaryota; Ciliophora; Oligohymenophorea; Peniculida; Parameciidae.